Molecule: messenger RNA, 1858 nt
Organism: Mastomys coucha (southern multimammate mouse)
Lineage: Eukaryota; Metazoa; Chordata; Mammalia; Rodentia; Muridae
Gene: Slc7a6os
Product: solute carrier family 7 member 6 opposite strand
Exons: 5
Coding region: 638-1564 (308 amino acids)
Biological process (GO): developmental process
Source: RefSeq, a predicted model, not a curated record
CAAAAGCAUGUCCACCUUGGGUACACACACUUAUGGCACUGCUCGGGGCAAGUGCCAUAAGUGAGCUGAAUGGUUUUCAACUACUCGUAACAACGACUGAGAAAGCCAUCCGGAACCAGAACCGCCUGAACGGUUCCGGGAGCAAACCGUUCCCGGUUGGGUUGGAGGAUCUGCCUAAAACUGAGGUCCGGGUUUGAAUAGCUGGGGCGAGGCUUCUAGCACAAGCCCUGCGCCUCAGAUCCUACUCUGCACUCGGCGACAGUCUGAGAGAGGACAAUCACCCACGUGGACCGCUGUGGCAGACCUGUUCAAGGUGUUUGAACAACUAACUCCACGUGGACUCUGGAGAAGUGCAGAAGUAGACCGGAAACCCGAAUAUUCCCACGCCAGAGCCCUAAACAUGAGGCCCGAAGACUGACUGCUGCACCCAGUACCGGCCACGACCCGACCUCCCCAGAAUGCCCAACAGCUCACCCACUGUGGGAAGCACUCCGCUCGCCGCCAGUUCCGCGGCCAUUUUGCCUCGCCCUCUAGGGGCGGGGCGUCGGGGCGUGGAGUGACGUUCCACGAGGCACGGCCCUCUGCGGAACUGGAUAUAUAUCCCGUCGCGCCCCGCGCCUUCCCACAGUACCCAGCGAUGGCGGCUAUGGAGGCCGGUAGGCCUGCAGUCUUGCGCGUGAAGCGGAAGCGCAACGCGGAGCCCGCAGAGGCUCUCGUGCUGUCUUGUAAACGCCUCCGAAGCGGCGAGGUCGAGUCCUCUGCUCAGGAGACGCCAGAGGGUCAGGAGACAGCGGCACAGAGAAAUGUCUUCCAAUUGGUUGCAACCGUGCGGUCCCAGGAGGAGCCAAUCCAGCAGCUUGUGCGGGCUGCUCUGCGCCCGUCCCGGAGCAGCCAGCUGCGUAUCCGCCGCGAUCUUCGUGCUUCGGUUCGCGAGGUCCGUAAAGAGGGCCGCUACAGGGUAGUCUCCAGCCACCGAUCCUCGGGAACCUCUGACAGUUUGGAGCCUCAGUGUGUGUCAGAAGCUGGCAGGGACGCAGGCUUCCAGGUGUUGGACCUGGUCCACGAGGAGGAAAACCCAGAGGCUGCUGCCACAGACUGCCGCAAAGCAUUUGAUCCAGAUGUGAUUCUCUGCAAUUCUGUAGAGUUGAUCCGUGAGAAGUUGAUUGUAUCUGAGGAUGGAUCCCAAGCAGAACACCAGGAGGAACCAGAGCACAGUAAUGACUAUGUAUAUGACAUUUACUAUACAGAUACGACCCCUCCAUGGUGGAUUAUGGACAUACUGAACGUGCAGCCCUACAUCCAGGAAUGGGAGCUGGUGAAUGAUGAUGAGCAGCCAGAAGAUAUUUAUGAGGAUGAAGAUGAUGAAAACAGUGAGAAUAACUGGCGCAAUGAGUACCCGGAUGAAGAAAGCAGUGAUAGAGAUGAAGACUCCAGAGGCUCUGAUGAACACAACAGCCUCAGCGAGGAGGAAAGAAGCUGCAGGCGACCUGUGUGGAGCAAAUAUCCUUUGGAUGUACAAAAGGAGUUUGGCUAUGACAGCUCCCAUGAUCUGGAUUCAGAUUGAUGGCCUGCUGGUAUUUAUGAGAUUCUUCCACGGGCCUUUAAGGCUCUGACUACAGAGUCAUCUUAGGAUUCCUAACUCUGAACAUGUGGAAAGAACUUUUACCUCAGCACAGUGAGGACUUCCACUUGUAAGUGAUAAGUGAAGCCAAGCAUGCUGGGUCAUACCUAUAAUUCCAGCAUUGGAGAGUUUGGGAGCCAAGAGGAGCACUGAGAAUGCAAGGCCAGCCUUUAGACUACCUGGACGUUCUAUUUUUUUAAGAAGUGAUCUUACAAUAAAGUGAUGUAAAACCUCCAA